AUGUCCUUGAACACCGACAAGACCAUCACCGUCUCCGUCUCCCGCAGUCGCCGACCGCGCCGUAAAUACGAAUGUCAGCAUUGUCCCAAGACCUUCAAGCGCAGUGAACAUUGCAUUCGCCAUGAGCGCAUCCAUACUCACGAGAAACCAUUCUCAUGCCAGUACUGCCUCAAGGCAUACUCGAGGAAGUGCGAACACAUCCCCGUCCCCGCAACGUCCUUCUGUCGCUAA
Messenger RNA from Ilyonectria robusta, 231 nucleotides. RefSeq lists its product as uncharacterized. Gene Ontology annotation, cellular component: chromatin. Gene Ontology annotation, biological process: regulation of transcription by RNA polymerase II. Gene Ontology annotation, molecular function: RNA polymerase II cis-regulatory region sequence-specific DNA binding; DNA-binding transcription factor activity, RNA polymerase II-specific. Lineage: Eukaryota; Fungi; Ascomycota; Sordariomycetes; Hypocreales; Nectriaceae. The transcript has a single exon. The record is from RefSeq and is a predicted model, not a curated record. Bases 1 to 231 code for a protein of 76 amino acids.